Molecule: messenger RNA, 894 nt
Organism: Plasmodium coatneyi
Lineage: Eukaryota; Apicomplexa; Aconoidasida; Haemosporida; Plasmodiidae
Product: KIR protein
Exons: 4
Coding region: 1-894 (297 amino acids)
Source: RefSeq, a predicted model, not a curated record
AUGCAAUUUUACAGAACAUACAAAAAACUUAGAGAUCACAAGGACCUCUGUAACGGUGAUAAUAAUAACUUGCCUCCAGAAAUAGAGGAAGCAUUGGCGGAUGUUCAUAGGAAGGAAGAAUAUACUAAAAUGUUUAAGGAAAGAUGGUGUUACGCAAGUAAAGGAAGUGCAGGAGAGGAGGUGUCUUUAUCCCAAGAACAACGUUGUGGUUUCUUAUAUUAUUGGAUAGGGAAUAUAUUCCAUGACAUUUUCAACAAGGAUGAAUCAUUUUGGAAUUUUAUGAAUAAGAUACGCGGUGAAUUGAACAAAUUGUCUACUGCUGAGAUGCAGUGUGACAUUGUGUGCAGCCACAUUAACAAGAGCGAUUUCCAAUAUGAUAGGGAAGUAUAUGAUUUCCUCCAGGACUAUAGAACUAUAAAUGAGAAGUCAGGGAAGAGUGAAUAUGUCUGUAGUAAAGAAUUGAGCCAUUACCUGGACACAGCUGCAUUGGCAUAUAACCAGAUGAAUGGGCAAUGUAAGAAUGGAAGCAUUAAAUCUACAUAUUGUAGUAAAUUCAACAGCGACUAUAAAGAUCUCAUUCUUAGAGAACUCCGAAAUUCAAAAUGUACACCGAAGCAUGCACAGGGAAUCUUACAUGAUGCAGAAGGUCCAGUAUCUGCAACCGUUGCCAUACCUUCCGUCCUUACCGUAAUUGGACUUCCUUCCAUCCUUUUCCUAUUAUAUAAAUAUACUUCCCUACCUUCUUGGUUCCAUAACCAAUUUGGAAGAGGGAGCAGUAAAAUAAGGAAGAGAAGAUCCGACGAAGGGCAAAUAUUAAUGACAGAAAAGGAAAAGAACAACAACCACAACGAAGCCAACAAAGGCAACAAAGAAAUAUUGGUUACCAUAACAUGA